Messenger RNA from Aspergillus fischeri NRRL 181, 963 nucleotides. Its product is annotated as PhzF family phenazine biosynthesis protein. Bases 1 to 963 code for a protein of 320 amino acids. The record is from RefSeq and is a predicted model, not a curated record. The transcript has 3 exons. Gene Ontology annotation, molecular function: isomerase activity. NCBI's taxonomy places the organism in Eukaryota, Fungi, Ascomycota, Eurotiomycetes, Eurotiales, Aspergillaceae. Gene Ontology annotation, biological process: biosynthetic process. Gene Ontology annotation, cellular component: cytoplasm.
AUGUCUCAAAAGUCAGCUCCAUUCGUAACGGUGGACGUUUUCACUGCUGAAAGCUUCUCGGGUAACCAAUUGGCUAUUGUGAAGGUCGGGAAGGAGAGCCUAUCAAAAGAGCAGAAGCAGAAAAUUGCCCGAGAAUUCAACUUUUCCGAAACAGUUUUUUUGUACGAUGAUGACCCCUCUCAAUCACCUCGAGUGGACAUUUUCACCCCGGUAAAUGAGAUGGACUUUGCAGGUCAUCCAGUCAUUGGAACCGGCCAUGUGCUGUUCCGCAAUAUGUUUCAACAAUCUCCAGUUUCUACCACAGAUGGACAGGAGAUGCGGACGCUGAUAACGAAGGCUGGACCGGUGACUAUUCGCUAUGACCGAGAAAGUCGGGUUGUCUCGGCAGAAAUCCCUCACGACAUACACACUCAUUCUAAGUUCGCACCUGCAGAAACUCUCCUUGUCACUCAAUCUUCUCUCCGAAAAGACUCAAAUGCCGCACGCCUGCAAACAGGAUAUCCCGUCGUAUCCAUUGUCAAAGGUGUCACCUACGUCCUGGCCGAUUUCACCAAUUUCCCAGAUCUGUUCGCCAGUGUGUCUGCAAGUGCUAGCCCAACUGUUGAUUUGGAUGAUGGAUGGAGUCCAUCCUUUACUGGUACGAUGUACUAUCGUCGGCUUGGUGCUGCCCGCAUGGAGCAAGACACAACAGUACAGGAUCUUCGUGUACGCAUGAUUGCGAUCAACUUGGAAGAUCCCGCGUGUGGUAGCGGCUCAGCCGCAUUAGCAACAUUCCUCGCACUACAGGAUGGCAAGGAAAACGGGAAAUAUAGAUUUAACUUUGACCAGGGAUCAGAGAUUGGACGGCAAAGCUAUAUCACUGUGGAGGUGCAUUUGAAUGGACGUGGGGACGGGGUGUCGACAAUCCUUCUUGCCGGUGAAGCAGCCUUAGUGACGAAUGGAUGGAUCCGUCUUCCUGAAUAG